AUGAUUGUUAGUCAAUGUCCAUUAACAUUUAAUGGAGCAUAUGGCCUUAGUGAAGAAAAUCAUUCUAUUAAAUUUUGUGAAUAUGGACAAAAUCGUCGAAUUCGAUUAUAUGAACAUUUCCGACAGAAGCAUAAAUUAAAAGAAGUUUAUAUUAAACGUUUACUACUAGCUAUUGCUGAUAAUCAAGAUCCUAGGAAGACAAAAUUAUUUCAUGAAAAUGAAAGUAUAAUUGAUCCAUUUUGGAAAGUACCAUGUCCUUUUAUUAAUGGACCGUCAUCAGAAUGUUGUCAAAAAUCUUUAAAAAAGAUAUCAUGUGCAUAUCGAUUUAUUCAAUUUGAUAGAUUAAAAUUUCAUUUAGAACGUUAUCAUCAUGUUGAUAAUAGACAUGCACUUAAGAUAGUGAACAAUUUCAAAACAAUGCGCGCAAAACAUGAUACAGUUUCAAUUUCACAAAUUCUAUCAAUACAAUCAGAAGAAUAG
Rotaria sordida is the source of this 480-nucleotide messenger RNA. The record is from the annotation of a GenBank genome assembly. Lineage: Eukaryota; Metazoa; Rotifera; Eurotatoria; Philodinida; Philodinidae.